Molecule: messenger RNA, 516 nt
Organism: Saccostrea echinata
Lineage: Eukaryota; Metazoa; Mollusca; Bivalvia; Ostreida; Ostreidae
Product: large ribosomal subunit protein uL14
Exons: 5
Coding region: 66-488 (140 amino acids)
Biological process (GO): translation
Cellular component (GO): cytosolic large ribosomal subunit; ribosome
Molecular function (GO): large ribosomal subunit rRNA binding; structural constituent of ribosome
Source: RefSeq, a predicted model, not a curated record
AUUUGCUUCGGGCUCGAGAUGUUGAACACGCAUGCUCAAUAGUAACUUCCUUUUACUAAUACAAUAUGUCUAAGAGAGGUCGUGGUGGUUCGGCCGGAGGGAAAUUCCGUAUCUCCCUAGCUUUACCUGUAGGCGCUGUCAUCAACUGCGCUGACAACACAGGUGCCAAGAAUCUGUUUGUUAUUGCUGUCAGCGGCAUCAAGGGACGAUUGAACCGAAUGCCAGCUGCAGGAGCUGGAGACAUGUUUGUUGCUACAGUCAAAAAAGGAAAACCUGAACUUAGGAAAAAGGUAAUGCCUGCUGUGGUCAUCCGACAGAGAAAACCAGUCCGGAGGAAGAAUGGGGUAUUUAUAUACUUUGAAGAUAACGCAGGGGUCAUAGUCAACAAUAAAGGAGAGAUGAAAGGGUCAGCCAUUACUGGACCUGUAGCUAAAGAAUGUGCAGACUUGUGGCCCCGUAUCGCAUCAAACGCCAGUUCUAUUGCAUAAAAUGAACAGAAUAAAAGAAAAAAAACCA